This is a messenger RNA of Ctenocephalides felis (cat flea), 736 nucleotides long. RefSeq names its product dynein regulatory complex protein 8-like. Gene Ontology annotation, molecular function: calcium ion binding. Bases 1 to 504 code for a protein of 167 amino acids. The record is from RefSeq and is a predicted model, not a curated record. Lineage: Eukaryota; Metazoa; Arthropoda; Insecta; Siphonaptera; Pulicidae. The transcript is spliced from 6 exons.
AUGGAGGAAAGCGAGCAACCUCAAAAAGAGUUUCACGUCGAUAUCACCAAUGAUUUAGAACGACGUGUUGCUGAUGCAUUUUGUGUUUUCGAUCAUGCUGGGAACAAGAGUGUUGACGUUAGAGAAAUUGGAACUAUAUUAAGAGCUCUAGGUUGCGUACCAACUGAGGCUGAAGUUCAAGAUAUAAUAUUAAGAACGGAAGAUCGGGAUUGUUCUGGUAUAAUACACUUAGCGAACUUUUUGCCUUAUGUUUGUGAAUUGAUCAAUGAUCAUAAAAUGCAACCAGCCACGCCAGAGAAACUUUUAGAAGCAUUUAAAGUAUUAGAUAAAGAUAAUAAAGGAUUUCUGGACAGAGCCUAUCUCACUGAGCUGGUGACACAUGAGUGUGAACCUCUAAUACAAGAAGAACUUGAUGAAAUGAUGGUAGCAGCUGUUGAUUCAGCUACUGAUACUAUUCCGUAUGAAUAUUACAUAAACCAGUUAAUGGUUGAAACAGAUCAGUAAAUAAUAAUUCAUGAGUGCACAAAAUCAAAUCAAUUAUAUAUCUAGUAUUAAGGAAUCAUAUUCCAAUUGAGCAAGAACAAACAAAUGACAAGAUACAAUUCAUAUAGUGAAUUAUAAAUUUAAAUCCUAAAAAUGCAGUGCAAAACACAGUGGCAAGAAAAGAUGUGCUAUAUGCAGAUGCUUAUUUUAGAAGUGCAGCAUGAAUAUUGACCUAUCCAGGUAAUAAAUAUUA